Closterium sp. Naga37s-1 is the source of this 732-nucleotide messenger RNA. Lineage: Eukaryota; Viridiplantae; Streptophyta; Zygnematophyceae; Desmidiales; Closteriaceae. The record is from the annotation of a GenBank genome assembly.
AUGGAGACAUCGUACGAUGCGCACAAUGUCAUCAUGAUCAACGGCGUGCGGUUCACGCUGGAGUAUCAGUGUGUUUUCCCCUAUUCCUUCCCCUCUUCCCCCCUUCGCCCCCCCCUUUAUUUAUCAUCUGACCGCCUGUCCAGCAUUGCGCUGGAGGAGAUGGAGAUACCGUACGAUGCGCACACGAUCAACAUCAUGAAAGACGAGCAGUUCACGCCCGAGUUCAUCGCUAUCAAUCCCAACAGCAAGAUUCCCGCCAUCGUGGAUCCCAUGGGAGCGCCUGAUGGCACCCCGUUGAAGAUAUUUGAGAGCGGGGCCAUCCUGCUGUAUCUGGCGGAGAAGUCGGGCAAGUUUCUGCCGCAGGAUGCCGUGCAGAGAUGGGAGACCCUCUCCUGGCUCUUCUUUCAAAUGGGUGGCGUCGGUCCCAUGUUUGGCCAGUUCGGCCAUUUCUUCAAGUACGCGCGCGACAAGUGCGACCACCCGUACCCCACCGAGCGCUACACCAACGAGGCGAGGAGGCUGCUGGGGGUGCUGGAGAAGCGGCUGGAGGGGAGGGAGUUCCUCAUUGAUGCUGGUUACACCAUCGCUGACAUGGCCACCUUCCCCUGGGUCAUAUGCCUCAAGGUGGGUGCAGGGGUUCGUUUCGGUACUGCAGGUUGUUGUUGUUUUGCUGCUGGAGAAGCGGCUGGAGGGGAGGGAGUUCCUUGUCGAGGCGGGGUACACCAUCACUGA